Cuscuta campestris is the source of this 1382-nucleotide messenger RNA. The record is from the annotation of a GenBank genome assembly. Lineage: Eukaryota; Viridiplantae; Streptophyta; Magnoliopsida; Solanales; Convolvulaceae.
CACAAUGGGUUCGUCUCUCUUGCUGAGAGUUUUGUUCUUCUUUGACGGCUAGGGUUUUGAUACUUGGGGUUCUUCUCUCUUCUCUUGGCAAUGGAAAGGAUGGAAAAUGCAGAAGUCGAUCUUGCAAAUCUUUCAUUGGCGGAUGAUGAGGAAGAGGGGCUGGUCUUCAACGGUGAAGAAGAGGUGCUGUAUGCGCAAAAAGGGGACUACAGUCACUACUUGGUGGGUCGAUUUCUCACAGAGCGGCCAGUCAAUUUCGAAGCUAUGAAGAAUACGAUGGCGUCUUUAUGGAGACCCGAGGAAGGUAUGUUGGUUAGGGAUUUGGGGAAUGGUCUGUAUGUGUUCCAGUUUGGGGCCAAAUCUGAGAUGAAUAGGGUGAUAGAUAUGAGUCCGUGGUCCUAUAACAACCACGCCCUAUUACUGGAGGUCGGUAAAGGGGAUGUAGAUCCAUCUGAAAUCCCUCUGAAUCAUCUACACAUUUGGGUUCAAAUUCAUGGUCUGAAGCGUGGUUUUUCUCGGAGAAGGUAGCACAACGCCUUGGGGAGGAUAUUGGGAUCUUUGUGGAAACAGAUCCUAAGAACUUCAUAAAUCCUUGGGCUUCGGUGAUGAGAGUAAGGGUGAAGUUGGACGUUCGGCAGCCACUAAAGCGAGGAAAGAAAUUGAAGAAGGAAGGGGGGGAGUGGUUCCUGGUUGAGUAUGCUUAUGAACGGCUCCCUACUUUCUGCUUUGUCUGUGGAGUCCUUGGGCAUGGGGAGAGAUUCUGCCCCAUUGUGCUGCGGAAUUGGGGGGCAAAGAUUGAGAGGAACUAUGGUCCGGAGAUGAGAGCUUCUGGCCGAAAGAUGGGCAUGGGGAUUGGGGCGAAGUGGUUAAGAGAGGAGCUACCUGUGCGAGGAAAAGAUGGUGUGAAAGUAAUGGCUUCUGAUAACUCUUGGGAUGGAAGACCUCAUAACAGUUGUAGAAUGAUGAAUGAAGGGUUUGUGAGCAAGAAAAUGUUGGGUCAAUCUAGUGUGCAGAAGGACCCCUUGAUGAUGGCACCAGUUGAGGGAAACACUCUGACCGAAGCUACAAUGGAAGAACAAGGAGAGGAUGGUCUGGUCUUCGUGGAUCCAAAGAAGAGGAAGACGCUGGAAGGUGUGAAUGCUAACGGAAGCUAUGGAACUAUCAUGGACGUGGAGCCAAAAAACUUGUCGGAGGCGGGUUCUGGGUGCCAGACCCGUCGAUCAGAAUGAGUUGCAUAAGUUGGAACUGUCGCGGGCUUGGCAACCCGCGAGCAGUGCAGACCCUUCAAGCCAUUAUUAGUGAUGUUAAACCUUUACUUAUUUUCCUUGUCGAGACACUUUGUCAUGCAGUUCGUAUUAAUGAAAUAAAAAUUAUGUUGGGUU